UAAAAAAGUGGCCAAUGUUUUAUUAACUAUCAAACUACUAACAAGAAUUCAUAAAACUAAAUUUACAGUCUAAAUAGGAUGAAUGAUAUUAAUAAAGAUAUAAAGAAAUAAACAUGUCAUUUCAGAAUUCAAGUAAAUUUCUAGGUCUAUUAUCAUUGUCCAAACAAUGUUUAACAAAGUUGAAUAUACCUAAGCCAAUAUUUCCAAAUCGAUGUCCCGUUUCAUAUACCAGUGUAAAGUUGAUCAGUACAUCCAAAUUGACCCAGUCACAAUCUAUACCACUUGCAAAAUUAGAAGGUAAACUUCAAUUAGUAUACACUUGUAAAAAAUGCAAUACGAGGAAUUUAAAGCAUAUUUCAAAACUGGCGUACAACAAAGGCGUUGUCAUUGUCAAGUGUGAUGGAUGCCAAAAUAAUCAUUUAAUAGCAGAUAAUCUAAAUUGGUUUACUGAUUUGAAUGGCAAGAGAAAUAUCGAAGAAAUUUUGGCUGAAAAGGGCGAGAAGGUUCAGAGAUUAUCUGUGUUGAAUGAUGACUUGGAGAUAUUACAUGCGGAUAUAGAAAACGAGACUAAUAAGUUAUUACUCGAAGAAGAAACUAAACAAAUUGAUAAUAAGAAAGAAUAA
Ctenocephalides felis (cat flea) is the source of this 623-nucleotide messenger RNA. RefSeq names its product DNL-type zinc finger protein-like. Gene Ontology annotation, biological process: protein import into mitochondrial matrix; protein stabilization; protein folding. The record is from RefSeq and is a predicted model, not a curated record. Lineage: Eukaryota; Metazoa; Arthropoda; Insecta; Siphonaptera; Pulicidae. Gene Ontology annotation, molecular function: protein-folding chaperone binding; zinc ion binding. Gene Ontology annotation, cellular component: mitochondrion. Bases 114 to 623 code for a protein of 169 amino acids. The transcript has a single exon.